This is a messenger RNA of Jatropha curcas, 2836 nucleotides long. Its product is annotated as FCS-Like Zinc finger 10. The record is from RefSeq and is a predicted model, not a curated record. NCBI's taxonomy places the organism in Eukaryota, Viridiplantae, Streptophyta, Magnoliopsida, Malpighiales, Euphorbiaceae.
CUUCAAGUUUUUUACUAUUUUGCUUCAUUUUAUAGCUUAUAUCAGUGAUCCAUUUGAUGCAUUAGUGCCUGGAUGUUUUGAAGUUUCAAUCUUUGGCCUUGGUUUUAUGCUAUAGUUAUCUAUUUUUUCAUUAUCAGAGUAUUUUACUCGGUUUUCUUUGUUCUUGAGGUUAUUUUUUAUGCAUGCUGCGGAUCUCUGUGUUAAAAACAUUGAUCUGAUGUUAAUUUUAAGCACCCUUUCAUGGAAUUUGAGGGAUAAAGUAAUCAAUUAUCUAAGGUCUGUUGAACUUUUUUAUCUUUUUGUGCAUGCUUGAUUUUGAUUGAUUUCGUGUGGAAAUCUAAAUCUGUGUGUCUUAUAGUAUCGCUGAUGCAUUUGAUCUCGUCAGGCGUAUGAUAACACAUUGUUAUAGAAAGUUCUCUGAUAUGGAUUCAAUGAACAAAAUGUAACGAAGCUGUUCUGUUAUUUUAGACCUGUCUUUGGUAAAGGGGGAAGCGGAGAGUUGGGGUUCUUUGAUCGUCACAAAAAUUUUAUUUUGAUCUUCUGUCAUCUGGAUUGCUUUCCAUUUUGAUAUUAAAAUGGCUCAGAUUCACUUAUUUUCUAUGCAUGCUUGUAUUAGAACUUAUUUGUGUACAAAAAUCUAUAAAUUAGUAUUUGUGAAGUCUUCCUUUGAGGCCACGGCUUACAAAUUAUUGUGCAAAAAUCUAUAAAUUAGUAUUUGUUAAGUCUUUCUUUGAGGUCAUGGCUGACAAAUUAUUGAUUCUUUGAUUAAGAAAUCUUUUUUGCCUCCUUUUGUCUCUCUUGAAGUUCCUGCGCCUACAGGAUUCCUGGUCCUGAAUUUAUGAAUUGUGUUGUGGGUAUUUAAUCUCUUUUGUUUUUAUUAUUAUUGAUUCCAUCUGAUUAGUACCUUUAUGGGUAUGCAAGGUUAAGGAGCCUUUCCAUUGUUGAUAACUUGUUUUAAUGUGGUUCUCAGAUGUCAUUCAAAGCUCAUAAAUGUCUCAAUUCAUUUUGGAGUUUUACUGGGACCAAAGAUUUGGCUUCAUAGGGCAAUUUUCUGAUAUCUUGUUCAUUGAUACAAUUCCAUUAAAUGCUUUGUUUCCUGCGUUAAUUGGUCACAUUUUGGCGCUAUUAUUACUUAGUUUUAUGGUUUCUGCUUUUCUUGAUUUCUUAAGAUUCAAAUAUUACAGCAAGAAUUUGCCGGUCUUGUGCUUCAAGGAUUGGAAGGUUCUUAAUGAUGCUCACUAGGAGAAACAGAUCAUGUUAAAAAGGGGCAUGCUUUUUCAAUUUAAUGGCUGAUUCUGCUCCAGAGUCCCAUUGCCAAUCUGAUGCAUUGGGUCUGAGACAUACAAGCAGUUCAUUUUUCAAUCUUCCUGGUUUCUUUGUGGGAUUUGGUUCUAGAGGUUCAACAGAAUCUGACUCAGUUAGGAGCCCAACUUCUCCUCUUGAUUUCAGUUUUUUCUCAAACCUUAGCAAUCCAUUUAGCCACAAGUCCCCAAGAUCACCACCAAACCAAAAUGGCUAUCAAAAGAAAUGGGAUAGCAGUAAAGUAGGCCUCAGCAUCAUAAAUUUACUUGCUGAUGAAACCAAACCAACUAGUGAAGUUCUUAAUUCACCAAAGAGGAAGAAUAUAAUCUUUGGUUCGCAGGUGAAGACUGGUUAUUCUGUGAGAUCAAACUCUCUGCCAAGAGACUACAUGCUUUUACUGCUAUCACAAACGAAAACUCCUAACUUUGAAUUUUGUAAAUCAGAUUCUGAUGCUCUCUUUGGGAAUGAUGGAGUCCAGUCAGAACCUAAACCAUUUGAAAACUCUUCUCCAAUUAGCUUAUCCCCAAAAUCCCCUUUGAGUUCUAAAAAGUUUUGUUCAGAGAAUAGAACUACUAGUAUAACUAGUUUACCAUUGAUUACUGGCAGAGGUCUACAAACAGAUAAUCCUUUGGAAACCAAAUCAAGUUCUAUUCCAGUACCUGUUGGCUCUAGCCAAGGGUAUGUAGGUUCUCUCUCUGCGCGUGAGAUUGAGCUUUCUGAAGAUUAUACUUGCAUAAUUUCUUAUGGUCCAAACCCAAAAACAACUCACAUUUUUGGUGACUGUAUUUUAGAAUGUCACACAAAUGAGUUGUCCAAUUUUGACAAGCUAGGAAAUUUGGGGUCUGAAUUGCCUCAAGAGGCUAAUUGCCCUGAGGGUUCAACUCCUUAUCCAUCUGAUGAGUUCUUGAGCUUCUGUUAUUCUUGCAAGAAAAAGUUGGAGGGUGAUGACAUUCAUAUCUACAGAGGUGAGAAAGCUUUUUGCAGUUUUGAUUGCCGCUCUGAGGAGAUUUUUGCUGAGGAUGAAACAGAGAAAACUUGUAACAAUUCCCCCAAAAGCUCUCCUGAGUCCAGCUACCAUGAGGAUGUUUUCCUAAUGGGUAUGCCUGGUACUAUAUAAUGGGCUGAUGUUGCUUUCCUCAGGCUCUUGUGUCUCCAAGUUAAAAAAUUGGAUCAUCUGUUCUCAAAGAGCUGUUUUAUGUGUAUCUGUUUUGCAGCCAUGGAUGAUCACAAAGGUGAAUCAUUAUGUUUUCUUAUUGUGUUUCAACUUUCAUGGUAUUAAUGAGUCCUGGGUAGCAACAACAUAGGGUCUUCUUUUUUCGCAGUUGAGGCAUAAUUCAUAAAUUUUCUCAUAGAUUGUUGUUAUUUCUAUGUUUUCAAUUAGAUGGGUUGGAAGCGGCCAAGAGCCCUCGCUCAUCAGUUUUCUUUGUCAGUCAAUCAAGAGCUCAUGUAGUUGUCCUUUGAAGCUAUUGAACUCAUUAUUAACUAUAUUCAACAUUUCUCUAUCAAAUGGCAUUCUCUUGAUAUUCAGUUGACA